AUGGCGUGCUGUCGGCCGCGAGUCCUCGUCCUCCACGCCCUGUUCUGGGGACUCGUCUCCCUCAGAGUGUUUGGAGCAGCUCUGCUGAGUGAAGAGAGAACUACAGUAGUGAAAGCGGUGGCCGCCCCCUGCUGGAUGCUGGAGGAGUUUGUGGUGACCACCGAGUGUUCGCUGUGUAACGCCUUCCAGUCUCGGUCGUGGUCGUCCUGCGGGCUGACAGGAUACGUGGAGAGGGUCAACUGCACCAGAUCCAACCGGGACGAGUACAAGAGCUGCCGCUCUGCAGUGAUGGAGGAACAUCUCUUCUGGAAGUUCGAGGCAGCCAUGUUGGCUCUGAUGGCGGCGUUCGCCGUGGUCGUGGUCAUCCGUCAGCGCUGGCUCGACCGCCUCGCCUCCGAGAAGGUCCGGCGCCAGAUCGAGUCCAUCUAG
Sander lucioperca (pikeperch) is the source of this 429-nucleotide messenger RNA. It is a transcript of the gene jtb, whose product is annotated as jumping translocation breakpoint. The record is from RefSeq and is a predicted model, not a curated record. NCBI's taxonomy places the organism in Eukaryota, Metazoa, Chordata, Actinopteri, Perciformes, Percidae. Bases 1 to 429 code for a protein of 142 amino acids. Gene Ontology annotation, cellular component: membrane; centrosome; midbody. Gene Ontology annotation, biological process: mitotic cytokinesis. The transcript has 5 exons.